This is a messenger RNA of Carassius auratus (goldfish), 2319 nucleotides long. Its product is annotated as palmitoyltransferase ZDHHC2-like. NCBI's taxonomy places the organism in Eukaryota, Metazoa, Chordata, Actinopteri, Cypriniformes, Cyprinidae. The transcript has 14 exons. The record is from RefSeq and is a predicted model, not a curated record. The coding region runs from base 449 to 1573 and encodes 374 amino acids. Gene Ontology annotation, molecular function: palmitoyltransferase activity.
AAUGCGUAUUCACAUGUUUUUAUCACUAUAUUAUUGUAUUAUAGUGUAACAAUGUAAAGUGUUAUUGCACGCUGGUCUGGUGUGACAUUUUUAAUCCUAUUUUGUAGUGUGAGGACACAUUGCGGUAUCAGUAACAUUUUACAUAUACUAGAUAUAGAAAACCUUUGCUAAAUUAUAGCAGACAAACCUAUGGUGAUGAUACAAAACCGGCAGAAUCAGGCUUUAGUGUAGUAACACCUUCACUGCAUCGCGUGAGCGUCGUGUAAGUUUGUAGAAAGGGGCGGUACUGCUCUGCUACACUGCAAACAAGAGCGACCGGAGAACCGGAGGAUGGAGGAGCAGACGAAGCGCAGCUGCACGCGGAAGACGAUAUGAUGUUUUAGGAGCAGUGCAUGCUCGGUGAGGCUGAAAUUGUCGUUUUGGCUACUUUUGGUCAUCAAAUAGAAAGAUGGCGCCGUCGGGUUCGCGUAGCGUUGACUGCUGGAGAGUUUUAUACUGGAUCCCUGUGCUGUUCAUCAGUCUGAUCGUGGCAUGGUCCUACUACGCUUAUGUAGUGCAGCUCUGCAUAGAUACUAUUGAAAACAUUGGAGAGAAAAUAGUUUACCUCCUGGUAUAUCAUGUGCUUUUCAUCAUGUUUGUGUGGUCAUACUGGCAAACCAUCUUCACAAAACCUAUGAACCCACUCAAAGAGUUUCACCUGUCACAUUCUGACAAAGAGCUAUUAGAGCGUGAAGAUCGGAGAGAAUCUCAGCAGGAGAUCUUGAGGAGAAUUGCUAAGGAUUUGCCCAUUUACACACGCACAAUGUCUGGAGCUAUCCGCUACUGUGAUCACUGUCUGCUGCUGAAGCCUGAUCGAUGUCAUCAUUGCUCAGCCUGUGAUAUGUGCAUUUUAAAGAUGGAUCACCAUUGUCCAUGGGUAAACAAUUGCGUGGGCUUCGCCAACUACAAGUUUUUCAUGCUCUUCCUAGCAUAUUCUUUGUUGUACUGCCUCUUCGUCACUGCCACCGACUUGCAGUAUUUCAUUCAGUUCUGGACUGUUGAUGGUAAAACACACGAUCGUCUAAUCCAAUAUUUGAAUGGUCUGCCUGACACCCAAGCCAAGUUUCACAUCAUGUUCCUGUUUUUCGCUGCCUCCAUGUUCUCAGUGAGCCUAGCGUUUUUGUUUGCUUAUCACUGCUGGCUUGUCUGCAAGAACAGAUCCACCUUGGAGGCUUUCAGAGCUCCUACAUUCCAGCACGGACCAGACAAGGAUGGCUUCAGUUUAGGAACAAGCAAGAACUUUCGCCAGGUGUUUGGAGAUGAAAAGAAAUGCUGGCUGUUGCCUGUUUUUUCAAGUCUGGGCGAUGGCUGUUCAUACCCUACAUGUCUAGUGAACGCAGACCCCGAACAACCCUCCUCACCCUCUGGACGCAACCCUUCAAUCAAAAGUGCUGGAGAAUCCCAUCAGUUUCCACCUAAACCUCUGCGAGAGUCUCAGAGCCGACUGCUGAAUAACGGACAGUCAGAGGGAAGUGAAGACAAAGACAAGCGAGGUACGAACAACCCAGCCUUGACUAUUGAGAAGGAAACUUAGGAGUGCAUAAUGAAACAGGAGUUUUGUGCUAGUGAUGUCUGUUGUCAGUGGAACAGUGAGGACGUCUCCUCUGCUCUUGCACAGACUUGCACUGCCCAUCUACUCUCCACCUAAUGAGCUGACAGUGCAGGGUUAUGCUGUGUACUGUACAUACAUGCAGGGCCACAGAGUCUCUAGUCCUUUUUGCGAAAUGUAUGGCUAUCUUAACGUGCCUAAAGAUGCCCACAGAUGUGGUUGAACAUCUGGUAACUUUACUGUGGUUCCUACAAGACCCACAUUUUUUAAUAUGUAGAAGUUUGUAUGGUAAAUGCCUUGAAUAUAGCUUGCGUGGUGUUGGCAGUGCUGAAGAAGGUGGCGUUUUUGUUAGUCUGGAAAAUGUGAAGUAUUUAUGCAUGCUGUGUGAUGGUGGUACGUAGUCGUUUGUCAUGUUUGAAAUGUGAACAAUGAAAAUCCCAAGUGCUUUUGCACUAGACGAAUUUGACCUUGUUUUUGAUCCUGCAUUGUUGAGAUGCUGCAGCAUCUCUUAUUUCAUUCAUUACCAUACAGAUACAUUUGCACAUCAUGACUAUAAUCUGUUUUUAUUUUUAACAAAGUGUCAGUGAGGAUCUUGUCCAUCACAUUUAAGUCUGGAUCCCGGCUGUCACUAAUUUAGCAAAGGUCAUACACAGGCAAAAUGACUGAUGUAGCAAAUAUUUAAGGCCAUUUUUAGCACUGGAUAUUCAGCCUAAAACACUGUUUAAUCAGGU